This is a messenger RNA of Doryrhamphus excisus (bluestripe pipefish), 2018 nucleotides long. RefSeq names its product fat storage inducing transmembrane protein 1, like (gene fitm1l). NCBI's taxonomy places the organism in Eukaryota, Metazoa, Chordata, Actinopteri, Syngnathiformes, Syngnathidae. The record is from RefSeq and is a predicted model, not a curated record. Gene Ontology annotation, molecular function: coenzyme A diphosphatase activity. Gene Ontology annotation, cellular component: endoplasmic reticulum membrane. Gene Ontology annotation, biological process: lipid droplet organization; lipid storage; phospholipid biosynthetic process.
AAACCAGAGUACCCGGAGAAAACCCACACAUGCACGGGGAGAACAUGCAAACUCCACACAGAAAUGGCCGAGGGUGGGAUUAAACUCCGGUCUCCUAGCUGUGAGGUCGGCGUGCUAACCACACGACCGCCGUGCAGCCCUCCUAGAAAACACACCUAGAAAUUCUGUCCAUGAAAAUAAUGGACUAAGUGUCAGAGCUUAGAACUUCACAACUGGAUUCGACACUGCGAACAUAUUUGGAGCCCGAGAUGCCAAAAGUCAGCCGCCAGAAUGUCCGUGUUGUCCCGCACAGACGCAGCUAACCCAAGCAGCUCCGAAACUCUACAGGAUCUACGUUCCACAACAAGGAGUCUCUUGUCGGUUCCAUUUCACCCAGUCAGUCUUGGUUCUGGGUCCAGAUGAUCCUGAACACGGUCCUGGUGGUCCUGACGGACUUGGCUGCCCACCUGCUGGGCAACACGUUGUUCCGUCGGCACUUUCACCUGCUGCUGUCGGCCAUGGUGAUGUUCGGCCCUGUGCUGAGUUUGUGGGUCUCCCAGCACAGUGUGUUUGCCAAGAGAAGCCACUUCCUCUACAGGAUGUUUUUGCGAUCUGGUUGGGGUUGGACGUGCAUCCUGGUCGGCUCCUUUGUUUUUCUCCUGUCCUUCUCCACCCGCCGAUCCCUAUCACUGUCAUGCCGCCACCUCUCUCGGCUGGGAGCGGCUGGUGGACUGUGGUUUGUCUUCUGCAAACUUCUGGACCUUCUGGAAAACGCUACAGGAAGCUGCUAUGAGCCGCUUGUGGGCAGCCCGGACAUCAAUAACAGUCAGCCUGUCUUGGUGUUACGAGAAGGGGAGAGCAAGGCGGAAUGUCUGCGAGCCGGGAUGCUGUGGAGAGGAUAUGAGGUUUCGGAGGACGUCUUCCUCCUCUGUCUCUGCUGUCUGCUGCUUUCUGAAGAAACAGCAGUGUUUGGGCCUUAUCUCAGCCAGGGUGGCUUUUCUGAUGCUCCGCUUCGGAUCCUUUUUUUGUUCUGUGUUCUUCUGCUCUGCCUCUGGCUCUUCCUGCUCCUUUGUCUCCUUGCCUACUUCCCUCAGUUCCCCACACAGUUGCUAGGAGGCGCUCUAGGCUGCUUGAGCUGGAGGGGAUUAUACCAGGGUUGGUACUGUCAAGGUCCCAGCUGGUACUGCCCUGGGGGACCUGGACUGGGAUUGUUCAAGAACCAGAAUUGACGUGGGAAGACAUACAUAAUAUAAACUGGCGAAACCGAAAGACUUUCAUACUUCAUUUGAGAAAGCUCCAGAAGUACUGGACCAGUGAACCUUUAUUUCUGCUGUAGACUGAAAACGUUUGGGUUUGACAACGUUUCAGCUUCUUUUUCCAGGUUUUUACAAUCAAAUCAGAAGGACAGCUUCAAGGAAGAUUGUUGGAUAAGUCGAUUUAUCCCUUAACAUGACAGGUCUACUUGUUACUCAUAACCACCACAAGCAUUUAGAAUAUCCUGAAGAACAUAAGCACUGGUGUCCUACGUAAGAUGGCAAGACACGUACCCCCUGGGGUGUCCAAAGGGUUUUCCAGCAAAGGCCACAUCAUGAAAAAUUACAGUUCGACAUGUUGUAUAGAAGUUCAUAUGCUAAGAUGUUUUAUCAAAGUGAAAAAGCAUAUUAUUAAUUUGGUUCUUUUUUCCCCCAUUGUUUUCACCCAAAACCACAUUAGUUUAUUCACAUAAAAUAUUUUUUUCUCUUAACAUUUUUAAUUUAUUCUCCUUAAAUAACUGCUGACUUUUCAAUUUUUUGUUUUUUUUUCCCCCCAUUUGAUUUGUUAUAAUAUUACCAGUUUACUCUUGUAAUGGGUUACAACUUUUCUCUUACAAUGUUGACCAUUUCUUGUAAAAUUACUUUUAUUUGAUUUUACAACCAUUUCAACUUUUUUCGCACCAAUUUUUUUCCGAAUUAUGAGUUUAUUCUGAUAGCUUUAUGCAACCAAAAUUUCCAAAAUGGUGUUUUGUUUCUCAUACAACUUAAGUCUUAUUCUUAUGUCAU